AGCUGUAAAAAAAAAUGAGGAAGUAAGUUCAGUAUUGACCAAGUUUCUGUCGUGACAGACUUGCUCUCCUUUAAUCUGCUGCCAUAAGUUGAGUGUGAAAGCAUUGUCUAAUCCUACUUGACCAAAGGCUCGCAAGAUUAAAAAAAUUAAAAAAACAGUGACCCCCUCUGCAUCAAUGGCAGACAAGGAGCAAAUCAAACAGACUGCAGCCAUAGUGCUGGGCUGCUUGGAGAAAGUGUCCUCCUUCGCCUCCACCAUCAACCCUCUGUUUGGUAUCGUCACCACACUGGUUGGUGUAGUGAGGGAAGGGCUGGUGGAAGAUGAAGCCAACAAGCUGGACAAGGACUUUGAGCAGAUCCAUGACAAGUUGGAGAGCAUCUCGAAGCAGAACAAGAAGCUGCUGGACCAUAUCCGCAUUUCUGAGAUCGAAAAAAACUAUGGCGACUUGGAAAAGAACAUUGAGCACCAGUACCGAGCCUUCAAGAUCAUGGUGGACGGAGUCAGGAAGUACCCAGAAAAAGGCGAGUAUUACAGGGAGAAUUUCAAGAAAACCUAUAGAAAGCAGCAAGGCCGUCUGAAUUUGAAUGAGUACUAUCGAGCCGUCAUGGAAGAGCAAGGUCCUUUUGGGAGGCCAAUACUGAAAGAUUACCUCGAGCACUGCAAGAGAGACAGGGAGAUUAUGGAAGCUAGGUGCGCACAUCUGGCCUACCUCUUCCACAUCGGCCUCAUAGCACUAAUGGCCUACUAUGUAGUCACUGAGGAUGAUGAGGAUGAGUUCAGGGACGAAUGGAGCCCAAGGGUCAUCAACAUUGAGACCAAGAUGCAAGAAGCUCUGGAUGAGUGUAGCAAGAAUAAGUGACGCCAUAUGCACUAAAAUGUUGGUAAACCAUAGCUGUCUUACUUUCUGCUGCUUUAUAAUAGAGUCAGUGAUCAAUAACAUCAGUGCAAAUUAUGUUAUGAGCAAUGAGAACACUAUUCUUUUUCUCUUUUUGCAUUGUUUCUCUGCCUGCUUAUCGGAAUAGCACUAAAAAUUCCAAUAAUGUAUUCACGUUAACAAGCUUAUGCAAUGUCUUAUAUCACUGCAUAAAUCUAAAUGUGUUGCUUAUUCUAUAUCAAAGCUGCAUAUUUUGAAUAAUGGAUCA
Molecule: messenger RNA, 1142 nt
Organism: Neoarius graeffei (lesser salmon catfish)
Lineage: Eukaryota; Metazoa; Chordata; Actinopteri; Siluriformes; Ariidae
Product: protein rapunzel-like
Exons: 2
Coding region: 176-859 (227 amino acids)
Source: RefSeq, a predicted model, not a curated record